AUGGCACCCAAGGCGAUACCCAAGCCCAAGCAGUCUUCUAAUCCACGAGGGCCGAAGUCUACCAUUCAUAACAUACGCAAACUGGCCAAGAAGAAGGAGCCUCUCCCGGUCCCAGACCGUGUCAAGCGGCAUUUCACUUCGCUAUGUGCUCAGAUUGAUGGAGGUCAUGUAUCUAAUGCCCUAAAGACCUGCGAUAAGAUUCUGCGACUUGACCCGAAGGACACAGAUGCUCUGCAAGCGAAGCUUUCCCUCCUAAUGGAGGAUGGGCAAUAUGCUGCUGCUCUUGAACUCUUGGAUUCGUCCGCUUCUACGUCAGAAGACGAUGCUUACAAGCGAGCGUAUGCACUUUACCGCUCGCAGCAGGAAGCAGAGGCAGCGGAGGUGCUCAGCGGGAUGAAGCAGAGGAAUCCUGAUGACAGGAAGAUACUUCAUCUCGAGGCUCAGACAUGUUACCGCCAAGGUUUAUAUCAAGUCGCCUUUGACCUGUAUAAUCAACUACUUGAUACAUGCGACCCGCAAACGGAAGAACAUUCGGAUAUUCUCACGAAUCUCCAGGCAGCUCAGACACACCUCGAUUUCGUCACGACCUCAUACGCCCGUUCCCUCGACGCCAUGCCUCAUUGGCUCACAUCAGCCAUUGAAUCCACGCCUCCCCCGCCCCCACCUACAACCACGCUACCUAGUACCGCUGUCGUACCAACUGCUUCCACAUCUGCCGCUGCUGCCACGGAAGGACAAACAAAGAAGAAAGUGCGCGCACGCCGCGUUCCUAAGGGUGUGGUUCCCGGUGUUACUCCUCCCCCGGAUCCAGAGAGAUGGCUCAAAAAAACGGAGAGGUCGACGUACAGAGUACCUACAAAGGGGAAAAAAGGCAAGGGUGGAUAUGGAAGUGGCGCCACACAAGGGAUCGUGGAGAGCGGAGGCAGCGCUGUGGCCACAGGUGGCGCCGGUGGUCAAGGCAAGGGUGGGAGCGGUGGAGGAAAGGGAAAGAAGAAGAAGUAG
Molecule: messenger RNA, 1002 nt
Organism: Stereum hirsutum FP-91666 SS1
Lineage: Eukaryota; Fungi; Basidiomycota; Agaricomycetes; Russulales; Stereaceae
Exons: 4
Coding region: 1-1002 (333 amino acids)
Biological process (GO): SRP-dependent cotranslational protein targeting to membrane
Cellular component (GO): signal recognition particle, endoplasmic reticulum targeting
Molecular function (GO): 7S RNA binding; protein binding; ribosome binding
Source: RefSeq, a predicted model, not a curated record